Molecule: messenger RNA, 849 nt
Organism: Penicillium canescens
Lineage: Eukaryota; Fungi; Ascomycota; Eurotiomycetes; Eurotiales; Aspergillaceae
Product: class I SAM-dependent methyltransferase
Exons: 4
Coding region: 1-849 (282 amino acids)
Source: RefSeq, a predicted model, not a curated record
AUGGCCGUUACUCAGGACAAAUAUGUCUUUGGUAGAGACAAAAAGGAAUCAGAGCGGCUCGAUGCACAGCACAACUUGCUAUCGAAGGUGACCGAGAACACCCUGAUCCACCCAUCAAUUCCUAAAGAAAGCGUGCUUUCUGUUGCAGAUGUCGGGACUGGAACUGGCAUCUGGCUAAAGGAUGUUUCAAAAAUUUUGGAGAAAACAAACCCCAACUGUUACUACCAUGGAUUUGACAUCUCUGCGGAUCAAUUUCCGCAAAAUACAGGGAACCUCGAAUUUUCUGUCCAGGAUAUAACAUUGCCGUUUCCCCAAGGACAUUGGAGCCGGUAUGACGUGGUCCAUGUGAGACUACUUGUUGCUGCAAUCGCAGAGUCCGACUAUAAAACUGCAAUCUCGAAUCUUUCUGCCAUCUUGAAGCCCGGUGGGUUUCUUCAAUGGGAAGAAAUCGACGAGGAAACAUACAUAUCAGCCGACAACCCGGUAAUCUGGGAGAUUCGACGGUGCUUCGACUUUUCAUUGAGAGCCGAGGGUAAAUGUUUUGCUGCAUCGGCCAAGGUCUACGAGGAGUGUGCAGCAGCCGGUUUCCUGGAUGUUGUGCGGCUUCAUUAUCUCUCAAGCUGGGAUAGUGACCUCCGCCUUGACACAGAAAGCAGACUCGCAGCAAUCAUUGAAACGUUGUAUGCAAAUCUUUUGUUGCGGUCUGGGCAGGUUGCUGACAGAGAGACGGCGUCGAAACGGGCUGGGGAGUUGAUCGAGCAGCAUCGGAGUCUUUGUGCGGAUGGAAACUCCCCGCCUUUGAAACUGAUGAGAGUUGUUGCCCAGAAGCCACAUGAUCCACGCCAAUAA